Coffea eugenioides is the source of this 1774-nucleotide messenger RNA. Its product is annotated as actin-1. NCBI's taxonomy places the organism in Eukaryota, Viridiplantae, Streptophyta, Magnoliopsida, Gentianales, Rubiaceae. The transcript has 5 exons. Gene Ontology annotation, cellular component: cytoplasm. Bases 289 to 1422 code for a protein of 377 amino acids. The record is from RefSeq and is a predicted model, not a curated record.
AUGGAGAGAGAGUGAAGUUAGUGGUCACUCAUUAUAAGUCGCAUUUCGUUUGUAACAAUUUAUUUGCUUAGCUCUUUCUCCGUCUCCUGUUCAUCCAUUCCCUUCUGUUGUUUCCUUUUCUCAUAGCGUCCUAUUUUUGGAAUCUCGGGGAAGUGAUCCAGGCUCAAGAGCUGAGACUUUAUCUACUCACACACAUACAAGAGCGACAAAACAAUAAUCAAUAUUAACCAUUAUUCUCUCUCAGCUUCUCUCUCAUUCUCGGGAUUCGCAAAACCAAGGUAGAAAGAAAUGGCAGAAGCCGAGGACAUUCAGCCACUCGUCUGCGAUAAUGGAACUGGAAUGGUUAAGGCUGGAUUUGCUGGAGAUGACGCUCCAAGGGCAGUCUUCCCUAGCAUUGUUGGUCGCCCACGUCACACCGGUGUGAUGGUUGGCAUGGGGCAAAAAGAUGCAUAUGUUGGGGAUGAGGCUCAGUCAAAGAGAGGUAUUCUUACUUUGAAAUAUCCUAUUGAGCACGGUAUUGUCAGCAAUUGGGAUGACAUGGAAAAGAUCUGGCAUCAUACGUUCUACAAUGAGCUUCGUGUUGCUCCUGAAGAGCAUCCCAUUCUCUUGACUGAAGCCCCUCUCAACCCCAAGGCCAAUCGUGAGAAGAUGACUCAAAUUAUGUUUGAAACCUUCAAUGCUCCUGCCAUGUAUGUUGCAAUUCAGGCUGUGCUUUCCCUCUAUGCUAGUGGACGUACAACUGGUAUUGUACUGGACUCUGGUGAUGGUGUUAGCCACACAGUUCCCAUCUAUGAAGGUUAUGCACUUCCACAUGCUAUUCUGCGUCUUGAUCUCGCUGGUCGUGACCUCACUGAUUACUUGAUGAAAAUCCUCACUGAACGUGGUUACUCAUUCACCACCACUGCUGAGCGUGAAAUUGUCAGGGAUGUCAAGGAGAAACUUGCAUACAUUGCUCUUGACUAUGAGCAGGAACUAGAAAUUGCCAAAACUAGCUCAGCUAUUGAGAAGAGCUAUGAGUUACCUGAUGGGCAGGUGAUCACGAUUGGGGCUGAACGAUUUCGUUGCCCUGAGGUACUUUACCAGCCUUCUUUGAUUGGAAUGGAAGCUGCUGGUAUACAUGAGACUACAUACAAUUCUAUAAUGAAGUGCGAUGUCGACAUCAGAAAGGAUCUUUAUGGCAACAUUGUUCUUAGUGGCGGUACCACUAUGUUCCCUGGCAUUGCUGAUCGAAUGAGCAAGGAGAUCACUGCACUCGCGCCUAGCAGCAUGAAGAUUAAGGUAGUUGCUCCUCCUGAGAGGAAGUAUAGCGUCUGGAUUGGAGGCUCCAUUUUGGCAUCCCUCAGCACCUUCCAGCAGAUGUGGAUUGCAAAGGCUGAGUACGAUGAGUCAGGCCCUUCAAUUGUGCACAGAAAAUGUUUCUAAUGAGCAGGAGGGAUGGAUGGAUCCAGUUUUUUUUUUUUAUAAUUUGGAAGAAAAUGCUACUUGCAUUCGUAUUCUAAGGUUAUCAUCUUUUGUCAUUGUCUAUUUUUAUCUACCCCUUCUCACAUCUCUAAUGUGUUUGGAGAAGUGCUUUUUGUGGCCUGAUAGUUAUAGUAUUUCAUUUUUUUCAAGGUAGUUUUUCUUGGUGAUGAGUAAUGUUGCCCUGAAAAACACUUAGCAGCAUGCUUUUCAGUCAUUAUUGUAUCUUUAUGUUGCCAUCGUUAAAGAUUUGGAGAACUCAUAUUCACCCUGAUUUGUCUUAUGAUUAUACACUGUUGAGUACUGUUGAUUGUAA